AUGUCUUCAGACGAUCCAUACCGGACUGCCAGGCUUGGCGGGCUCCAGCAACCGCUAGCAGAUGCGGGCGCCGAAAUUCGAUUGGCGGUCCUUGCACCUGGCGCGUUUAAUGACCGAAUCAAUAUCACGUUCAAAGUCCAGCCACUACAUACUAGAGAAAGGCUUCUGCUCUAUCAAGAUAAUGAUGAUCUCGUUUGGGAUGCAUUGUCCUACGCAUGGGGAUCAGACAGGAAUGCGUCAGCUGUGGAGAUUGGUUGCAUGGAUGGAGCCUAUCUUCCCAUCACGCAUAACCUGGAUGUUGCACUACGGCACCUUCGUCACAAAGAUAGAAAGCGUUCUAUCUGGAUCGAUGCAAUUUGUAUCAACCAAUCUUCAAUAGAAGAGAAAAGCAAACAGGUUGCCAUCAUGGGCCACAUUUUCUCUCAGGCUGAUAACGUCAUCAUCUGGCUUGGCCCUGAGCGAGACUCAAGUAGAGAGGCCAUCGCAAUUCUUCGGCAGAUCGGUAACUCAGUCGUAGUCAAUUGGAACUCCGAGUUCAUGACACCUGCGAUCAGUUGCCCUGAGUCAGAUAAGCAUUUGGCAGAUAAGGAUACGGUGCUUCCCUAUCGUAAUGGCGCAUUCGUCCCCGUGUUACAGCUUUUCGAGCGCGAUUACUUCAAGCGGGUAUGGAUCCGACAAGAGGUCGCUCUUGCCACGCGGGCUACAAUACAUUGUGGCCAUGACCAACUUGACUCCAACACCUUCAAAACGGCUGUUGCAUGCUUGGUCUAUAAAGGCGUUUACUACAGCGCCCUCCUUGAUCGGCAAUUCCCAGAAUGGGACUACUUACGGACAUUAGUAUAUUUUAUCUUUACACUAAGACCAGCUACGUGCUCAUAUACUGUACUAGAUCGAUAUCUAGGCAACGCAGAAUGUCGAGAUCACCGAGACAGGAUAUACGCAAUGUUAUCCUUGAUGCGAGAAUCAGAUGCAUCAAUUGGAAUUAAGCCUGAUUACUCACUAACAACGCAAGAGCUGUAUUCAAGAGCAGCUGUGGGGGCAAUUGAAAUGCAUCAGGAUCUGACAUUGCUGGAGAAUUGUCGUAUCGCUACCAGAACUCUAGACAUACCUAGCUGGGUGCCGGAUUGGUCAGUGUCAUGGCAGGAUCCAAAUAUGAUCACAGCCUGGAGCGCUUGUGCAUGGAUCAGUCCCAGCAUUUCGGUUCUAGAUGCAAAGCGAAUCCGUGUCGCGGGAGUAUCGGUAUCCCGUAUUGCAGCAAUUGUUCGCGCUGAUGUUGGCGAGAUCAAAGACGAAGCAGAACGGUGCGAUGCUAUUGUAGAUGUAAUACGCGAGGUAGAAUCUUGCUCGAGAAAACUAGAGACAAAUCCAUUACCCGAGCGCAUUUGGGUCGAUGUAUUCUGUUUGACAGCUACGAAUCGACGCCAUGCAGAGGCUUACGAUCCACAAAAAACGACGUUCCCAACCUUCCAGCAAUACAUUGACGUCAUAGAAGCCAUUUGCUUCUUUCCAGAGCGGCUGAAGGACUCUAAAAUUCGUUUCAAAGAGGUCCUAGUGGAGCUCGCGGUAGCCUGGCAUAACUUGGACUUCUUCCUUACUACCGAUGCUUUGAUUGGACUCGCAAACCCGGGCAUAAAAGAAGGAGAUCAGAUCAAUAUCCUCUUGGGCAAUAGGUUUCCUGUGGUGCUACGCCCUCAGGUCCAUACUAUUCCACACGAGCCCAAGUCCUGGCAAGUUGUUGGGGUGGCUAUAGUUGGCACGUUGAUGAUGGGUGAGAUUUUUUAUGGCUGUGCAGAUCUCUCGAGGCUACAAGGGGUUCACCGUACUUAUGGUCCUAAUGGUGCCUCUCAGUCAAUAAAUGGGUAUGCAGUCGCCAUCAAAGAUUACCAGGCAAAACAACUCAUAACAGAUCCCGCCAAGUUUCUGGCUAAGAUGGGGAUCAAAGUCGAAUUAUAUCAAAGACGCCCCCAUCGCCUUGUCGUACUAGAAGAAACAUUUCGCGCUACUGGUGUAGACUUACAAGACUUUACACUAGUCUAAAAGUGUCACUCUAGCAUAAAACCCUAUGUAAAGAAAACAAGCCAAAACAUAUACUACAUUGCUA
Molecule: messenger RNA, 2101 nt
Organism: Bipolaris sorokiniana ND90Pr
Lineage: Eukaryota; Fungi; Ascomycota; Dothideomycetes; Pleosporales; Pleosporaceae
Exons: 4
Coding region: 1-2037 (678 amino acids)
Source: RefSeq, a predicted model, not a curated record